CCCGUCUUUAGGUCAUCUAUUAGUUUGCCUAGGAUGUGGAACGAGGUGGUGCUCGCUCGGCUAUCUCUCGCCUAGGGCACGGCGAUCUCAGCCACGGCGGGGCGCCCAAGUGCCAGCAUUCUAGCUGGAUCUGGCCUCUCUAGAUCAGCUGCCUCUAGGUCUCUCUCCCACUGGAAUGCCGUCUCCUAGGGCAGCAGCGGCGGAUUGUCUCGGCGCGUUGUAGCGAGUGGGAGGGUCGAUCGAGCAUUCUUCUCCGCCAUGGCUAAGGACCAGAGUGAUGUGCGCCGGCACUUGGACCAUUCCUCGCGGAGGCAAAGCAGCACCGAGCGCUCGCCUCUCCACCCGCAAGUAAGAAACCACAGCAGCAGCAAUAGAACGUCGACAGGAUCUCCUGCAUGGGAGAAGAAGAACGAAGGUGGCAAUAACUUUGCGCCCUCCACACCCGGGCGGAGUCGAAUGAGAGCCAAUCCCAUGCAGGAAGACCAGGAGAAGGGACAGGGGCCACCGCUACCAAAAUUCGGUGCCUGGGAUCCAAAAGAUCCCUCCUCGGCCGAUGGAUUCACCAUCAUCUUCAACAAAGCCAGAGACGAGAAGCGAGCCGGAUCCGGUGGCCGACCGGCGUCCCCCGUGAAGAACGACAGCGAGCUGUACAAGAACAAUCCGGACCGGUCCUCGUCCAAUAAGAAAUGGUAUUGCUGCUUCGGAGCCGCGGAAACGUGAUCGAAGGAAAACUUCUCUAGGUAGUAACAGGGAUCGACGACGACGACAAACUUUGGUGAUUUGAUGAUGCUUGGCACCAUCGUUUUGGCUACAGGACAUCAGGUGGUACCUUUGUGAUACUGUCUGGUCUGUGUAGCUUCUAUGGGCUUUGUAUAUUCUCGUCGCUAACGAGCUCUAUCUUGUGCUCAUGCUUUUUUUUACUUCCCUA
Selaginella moellendorffii is the source of this 928-nucleotide messenger RNA. RefSeq names its product RPM1-interacting protein 4. The transcript has 4 exons. The record is from RefSeq and is a predicted model, not a curated record. Bases 259 to 720 code for a protein of 153 amino acids. NCBI's taxonomy places the organism in Eukaryota, Viridiplantae, Streptophyta, Lycopodiopsida, Selaginellales, Selaginellaceae.